Mangifera indica (mango) is the source of this 1766-nucleotide messenger RNA. RefSeq names its product E3 ubiquitin-protein ligase ATL4-like. The coding region runs from base 92 to 1171 and encodes 359 amino acids. NCBI's taxonomy places the organism in Eukaryota, Viridiplantae, Streptophyta, Magnoliopsida, Sapindales, Anacardiaceae. The record is from RefSeq and is a predicted model, not a curated record. The transcript has a single exon.
AAGUCCAGACCUACACCCAUCUUGCUAUGUCGUCGUCUCUUAAAAUCUGGCCGCAUUUACUUGUUUCAUCUGAAUUUUGCAGUUUGAUUUAAUGAUUUUUAAUGACUUGUUUACCCCCACCACAACCACCAUCAUUUCCACCGCUAUCGCCAUUUUAUUUCAUAAAACUCUUACUCACUCCCCAGCCGCCCCGCCCGUCAUGUCAAUGCCACCUCCUCCUCCCUAUCUCUAUGUUACUGGAAGUUAUAUUAACACCAACACUCAUCACUCUCAUUCUUUUGAUAAAUUCAAACCAAGUUUUAUCGUUAUCCUUUUAAUCCUAGCCAUUACUUUACUUAGUUCUAUCUCUCUUUGUUUCCUUCUUCGUCAUCUCAAUCGUCGCUGUCUCCGCCAUCUCUCCACCGUUACUACUGUCUCUACUAAUGCUGACUCUCGCCGUGUUUCACCGGAAAAUCCUUCCUUAUCUAUCCUUGACUCGCUUCCGCUCUUCACCUUCUCCUCCGUCACUCGUCCUUCCUCUUCCGGAGGAGAUUGUGCUGUUUGUUUGUCAAAGUUUGAGCCACAGGAUCAGCUUCGUCUCCUUCCUCUUUGCUGCCAUGCGUUUCAUGCUCUAUGCAUUGACAUCUGGCUUAAGUCCAACCAAACUUGUCCUCUAUGCCGAUCGCCGAUCCAUUCCUCUGAAUCUGAUGUUUUGAAAGGUAUACAGGCUUCUUCUGCAGCGGUUGGGGAUACUGAUAGUUUCCGUCUUGAGAUUGGCUCAAUCAGCCGCCGCCAAGCCGUUCCAGAAUCAGGUGAGCUACAACCAAGAUCGUACUCUCUUGGUUCAUUUGAUUACAUCGUUGAGGGGGAUUACGAUAUCACGAUGGACCGAACAUAUCAGAGAAGUAUUUCUGAUAAAGAGGACACUGCUUUUGUAGCAGACUCAGUUUCACCUACUUCAGAGGCCAAUCUAGCAUCCGAAGUAGCCGUGGGAAGGAGCUGGCUCAAGGACUACGUUGAUAGGCUAUCUUUUUCCCUUUCAUCACGAACGUUAUCGUUCAGGAGCUCUGGAAGGUUCUAUACCGGAAGCAGUCGCCGGACGGAUGUGGCCGGUGUUGGAGAUUCUGACUUGGAAGCCAAUCGUGCGGGGGAAGAAAUCAGCGAACUGUUUCGUUGGUUGUCAGGGGUAUGAAUGUAAAUAUGCGUGUUGUUUAGGUGCAUUUCUAAUUUUGCCUUGUUCACUCUGGCUAGGGUCAGUCUGUUGUUAAGUUUUUUGCGGCGUCCACUCCAUUACACAAGCAAACCAUUCGCCAGCAUCAUGAAUGGUGUGGGUGUGGAUACAGCAAGCAAAGUCAAAAUGGUUGUCUGUUUGUCAAACAGAUCACUUAUUUGAACCAUUAAUUCACAUGUAUGUUGAGCCAUUAGUAGCGUUUUCAAAGGUUCUGGUGCCACCAAAGUUGGAAGCAAACACUUGUGUAAAAUCAUCUUCUAGUGUGCACUGCAGAUGCAGUUCCCCUUUCAUAAUUCAACAUAUUGCAAGGCCAUGCACCCGAGAGCAGGACUGUCGUUUAGUUGUGGCGUGGGAGAUGUUGGAUUUCUGUUAAUGAUGUCAACAAGCUCAUUUGCAGUGUUUUCUGCAGAUUAAACAACAUUCAACAAGACAACAAUUUCUUUAGUCCAAUAUAUUAGCUCUUGUUUUUUCCUUUAACCAUACAUAAUCAGAGCAUUCUCUCAACUAAAUAUGAUUCAAGAAAAUUGAUGUAACAAGCCUUAUUUGGCUUUCAUGC